AUGGCUAAACUCGAGAUUGAAAAGCUCCGGAUCACGAAGCCUACUAUGAGGACGUUCAACCUCGAGGUCGUCGUUGAUGUUAAUGAGUCCCCCGAGAAUCUUGACUGGACCAGUCAUUUAACGGUUUCCCUGUUCUACCAACCGCGCCUCAUAGCUUCAAUAAAGCUUGGAAACUUCAACAUUCGAAACAUGGUGGGAUUCAAGGCUUUCAUACAGCACUUGCUACCAAACAACGUGGACAACGGAAUCGGGGAUGACGAUGGGCUUACCAUUGCUGGAUGCAGUGUGGAUGAAGCACACGAGCUAUCUCUAAACAUUGAACUGACCGGGAUCACGAAAACUUAUGUUGACCAAUUCCGCAUUCGAGUGUUUGGAGGGAGGGUUACUGUUGACUUCAUCUUAUCGAACGUGAACACGAUUCAACUCGAUUUCGGAAACUGUGUGUUCUCUCUGGAGAAAGGUGGUAACGUUCUGGCGUUACUGGAUGGCUACUUCGACAUUGAACUGGGAGGAUCAGAAAUUGUACUGGAAGGUGAUGCCAUAGUUGCUGAUACCAAUUUCUCUGGCAUCGCAAUUCUGAAAGGGGUGAAAGCGCUUAAAGAAGGCAACACUUGGAUUGCUCAUGCUAUUCGAUCGUUUGAGGCGGAGGUGAACUUGGAUAGGAAGCACCUUUAG
This is a messenger RNA of Trichoderma reesei QM6a, 675 nucleotides long. RefSeq lists its product as uncharacterized. The record is from RefSeq and is a predicted model, not a curated record. The coding region runs from base 1 to 675 and encodes 224 amino acids. The transcript is spliced from 3 exons. NCBI's taxonomy places the organism in Eukaryota, Fungi, Ascomycota, Sordariomycetes, Hypocreales, Hypocreaceae.